Messenger RNA from Camelina sativa (false flax), 2493 nucleotides. Its product is annotated as meiosis-specific protein ASY2-like. The record is from RefSeq and is a predicted model, not a curated record. NCBI's taxonomy places the organism in Eukaryota, Viridiplantae, Streptophyta, Magnoliopsida, Brassicales, Brassicaceae.
AUGGCGAGCACAUCGGAACCUGCCUCUUCGCCAGAAAUCGAAAGCGAGCAACUAAUUCGUCAUACUUCCAAACGAAGAACUCUCAACCCUGAACGAUCCGCGCAGAUCGGGGAGUCAAGUAGACCGGCCUCCGAAGUCCCACCACACCUGGUUCGCUGUUCAACGGGAGCUUCAUCUUCACAGGUGAACCCAACCUUGCCAUCAUCAGUUCGUCACGAAGGGGUGAAUACCGAACUGACUCCGGAAGUACUUUCACAAGAAGAAGAUCGGUUCGUACCCCUAGGAUUUUCGAUCGAAGAUAUCGAUCCCUUGUAUGACCAUGAAGGACGAAUUGGAGGCAAAAAGAGUUCGAGUUCGACCCAAACUGUGAACGACAUGCUGAACUCGUGUGGUUUAUUUAACAGCAACGUCACAAUUUUGAUUCCGCGAGAGGACCAACGCCCCUGGAACCCCCCGGAAGGGUAUAUAUGCUUGUACGAGGGUUACUUUACCGAGUGUCGCCUCCUGUUCCCAAUCCCAGAAUUGAUAUCACUUUACGCCCAAAGACGGAGGAUAGCAAUCUGCCAGUUCGUAGCCGGAGCCAUUUGUAACUUUAUGGCCGCCCUUACCGUAGCAGCCGAAGUCGGAGUCAACAUUGGAAAUAAAUGUUUUGAACAACUAUCCAGUUUUAAGUUAUCAAAGAGUCUGCACCGCUGGGAAGUGAAUAUGAGGCCGGCACACAAUUUCCUUGCCGGUAAAAAAGUGAACAAAUUCAAGAAGUAUGUGGACCACUACUUCUACGUCUGUGUCGACCAGUACUCACUCGCUAAUCCGUUGGAUUUUCAGCGGAAAGUGUGGAAUGAAAAUCCUGAUCGUCCGUUUUGUGCAACGCGCCUAGCUCCAAACUAUCUCCCUGUCAGAGACGCUUUGCUAACCGGGAACAAUCGUCGGUGGGAGUUUAUCACUCGUAUCCCUAUCGAAACAGCAAUGGGCAAAGCUAGGACAAAUUUUCCAAGUUUCGCCAGUUCGCUAGGACGAUCUACUGGAUGCCGUGUCGUGGAACCCAAAGAUCUCCAGAUUGUUCGCCGAGACACUCAAGCUGCCAUUGAAGCCGAGAUCGGUCCAUCCCAGGGUCUAACCGAAGUUGAUCCUACCCCGGACCAGACCGUCGCCGACCCUAUUCAGACACCAGGAGAAGAUGUCGAGCCAUCAAAUGUUGCAGAGGGAGAUACCCUUCCUUUGGCUUUAGAGAACGCCGAUCCUCCAAACGAAGAACAAGACGUUCCUCAACUUGAAGCUGGAUCUAAAAGGAGGAAGAAGAAGAAGAAGAACAAGGACAAACAAAUCAGAGACGAGCCAGCCACCGAUGCGCGACCAUUACCGAAUCGCAAGCGCUCGGCCGAAGAAGCCGGACUGGAGUCUGCCGAUCGAUUUCGCCUGGAAAGGAAAGAUGAUAAGACAAAUCACUUCGCCUAUUACUAUUUUGGCAACUAUCCCUUGGUGACCAAUCGCGAGGCUUCGGGCGAGCUUUUCCGGACCCUGAAGACUUCCAGCCGAAUCCUUCCGUCAGCGGACGAAUUGGAAUUCAAACAAGCAUUCCUCGACGUCGCUGAAUCGCACUUAAUGACUGCCGCCAAGAUGAAUACGCUGACUCAGUUGUAUGAUAGGCGAGUCAAAACCAAUAAGGGGUCCGAGCUUGAACUCAAAAAGGUGAAAGAAUGCGCAGAAGAGAUCCGAGUCGCCAGCAGAGCAAAGGACGAGAGAAUCAAGGAGCUUGAAGCUCUUAUCGCCGAAAAAGAUGGCAUCAUUGCGAACUCCGAACUGAGGAUUAGUGAACUGAACUCCCGAACGCUUACUCUCGAAGAAGAGAAAGUCGAACUGCAGGAGUCAUGCGAUGGGUUGCAGGUCCAGCUCAAUUUCGAAGUUAAAAGACUUCGGUGGGACCGUUGGGAGAAGGUGGAGCGAACAGCGAAGAAAGCGCAGACCCGAUUAGACAAGGUCAAGGCCUAUCUAGUCGAACAGGCGAAGGUUCGCCCCCUGGAAGAUCUGCUGAACCAAGCCACCGGAGUACAGGAAGCUGUACAAUAUCUGAUUGAGAAUGGGGCCGUCAUUCCUGAGGAGCGAAUCAAGGAGAUUGACGAGAAAAAGGCCGAAGCCGAGGAUACUAUCAAGGUGAUCGAUGUCCUCGAGCUGAAUGAAAAUGACCUCGGCAUGUCCCCGGAUCAGCUCGGUGAUGGAUUUCCUCCCCCCGAAACGACGGCUCUCGAGUCCGUUGAACAUCCAUUUGGCUUGAACGCCGAGAGUUUUCAAGCAGAUCUGACCGGCGCCUUACUCAAGGCGAAAAGAAAAAGGACUACUGAUCUGCUUGACGAAUCUGAACAGAAGGCCAGAGCAUUGGAGACUCAUUCCGAGGAUUGGGAAAAGACUGGGUUGCAACUGCUAUGGCCAAUGCCGAAACGACUCAAGACGAGCAUUCGUGAGAUUGUUGCGAAUGGCGCACCAGUUUGGAAUUAG